AUGGCUCUGGCCCUCGACCUCAGCUACGUCAACCAGUCCCUCCCCCGGGAGUACGAGUCCGACGAGGAGGACGUCUCCGAGUCCGAGGGCCACUGCUCGCCGUUCGACUCGCACAAGAGGUCGGCGACCCUCGACUCCAUUAUGAGCGUCGGCGACGCCGCAACGCCGGUGGACAAGCCGGCCUUUCCACGACUGCUUUCACCAUUCUCCUCUGGCAAGACUUCACGACCUGUAUCCAUGGACACCGUCAAGCGCAGCAGCAGCGCGACCUUUGUGACGGAGCCCUGUACGAUUUUCGACCGUGACGACGACGACGACAUGAUCCUUGAACUGCCCUCUCCCGACUCCACGACGCCCCUGCAAUCGCCCAUCUUCCUCCAGCCCUCUGUAUACGUGCCCUCCGAGCCACUCACCUCGUCGAGGAACUCGCUGAGAUCCUCCUCUGCAGCCUCUGCCUACUCUGACGACGACAGCGAUGUCUGCGUGGCCGAGCAGGUCACCUACGUCGAGCACGCAAAGCCUAGUAUCAUCCUAAUAUCGCCCACAGCAACCUCUCCGUCAACCGACGGCUCCGUCUAUUCCAACGACGAAGCAGCAAAGUCCCAGCCCCUGCUCGGCGAGACCAGCAUGGACCGCGGCCGCUCACGGUACACGCUUCGGCCAGCCCACAGCAAGACCAACGGCAGCCUCAGCGCCCUGGACACCCUGCAAGACUGCUCGCCCGUGUCGCAUACAGAGCCCCAGAGCGCACCGGCCAUGUCGUUCCGCGCUCGAUCGAUGUCCUUCUCGCGGCCGCAGACACCAGCAACCGAGUCUCGCCGGCGCCAGCAACGAGAGCCCUCGCGGCGACCCCCGUCUGCCCAGAGCACGGCCACCUUCUCGCUCUUCCCAACGCAGGCCUCGUCGUACAGCCAGGUCUACCCUGGCUUGGGCACAAACGACUCUCGCACCCGCUCCAUCUCCUGCUCCCACUCCGCCGCCAGCUCCGAGUACUCGCUCGCCUCCAGCCAGUCGGCCUCGCGCACCGCCAGCCCAAGCCCGUACUGCUCCCCAGCCUACAACCGCAGCCGCUCCGGCUCUCUCUACAGCAUCUCCAGUGUCUCUGCGGCAGGGACACAAGCAAAGGCGAAGCGACCACCACUCCCAUACCGGGCGUCCAUGAUCAAGGGAGCCAGCAGCCUGCGAGCACAGGUCGGCAGCAGCAGCAGCAGCAACAGCACGGGCCCCGGCACUGGGUCCAUGCAUACAGAACACGGGGCUGCACAGACGUCGCAGAUGGAGAAUUCCAAAUCCAAGACCCGCCGCAAGAAGAGCGUGAAACAGGUCAAGCCCGAGUCGGAGUCGUCGUCGGCGGCGAAGAGCUUUGUCGGCUUCAUGCUGCGUGGGAAACGGAAAUCGGUGAUUAAGAACUUCUAA
Messenger RNA from Aspergillus puulaauensis, 1416 nucleotides. RefSeq lists its product as uncharacterized. The transcript has a single exon. Lineage: Eukaryota; Fungi; Ascomycota; Eurotiomycetes; Eurotiales; Aspergillaceae. The record is from RefSeq and is a predicted model, not a curated record. Bases 1 to 1416 code for a protein of 471 amino acids.